This is a messenger RNA of Cladophialophora carrionii CBS 160.54, 1029 nucleotides long. RefSeq lists its product as uncharacterized. The transcript has a single exon. The record is from RefSeq and is a predicted model, not a curated record. Lineage: Eukaryota; Fungi; Ascomycota; Eurotiomycetes; Chaetothyriales; Herpotrichiellaceae. The coding region runs from base 1 to 1029 and encodes 342 amino acids.
AUGCCUCCUCCGGUAGGGAUUAUAAUCACUGUUUCGGUUUUGGUGGCGGCGAGCAUAGCCGCAUACGAGAACCCUCAAGUCCGAGCAUGGAUAGACCGAACGAGACACAAGAUCGCCAUGGGCUUACACUCCCUUGGCGACGAGAUCGGACCCAGAAACCGUCCGCCACUCCGGCGCACUUCCACUGAUAUCUCCAUGUGCGAGGACAAGGGUGAGCAGGCCGAGGAACGGAGACGACAAGCCGUCGCCGAAAUCAUGGAGCGGGGAAGGAUCCUGGAGGAGAGAAGGAAGAGGAGGAAACUUUCCGAGCAGGAGAACAGCCAGCCACAAUCGCCGACUUUUGAUAACAUCGUGGACGAGAACGGAUUACUACUGCAAGACGUCGAAUCGCAGGCUGAAGGCCAGUCGUCCGGAGUCGAUAAUCUGCCAGCAUCGACCACUUUAAGGCAAAGACCUGGGCCAUCGGGUCCAGUGGACGCCCCGCCCAGUCCGCAUGUCUCACUGAGGCAGCUAGACCCCCGUCCAGGAGAUGCCUUCGAAUCAAGAUACGAGCAGGAAAUGCGCGAUGCUUGGAAUCUUCCCUUAUCUGAAAGGAGGAUCGAGAUACCCCCCAGCCAUGCCUCCGAGAGCUUGAUCGAACUCACACCGACCACAGAAGGUGCUCCUGACCCGGACUUCUCCAUCCCUUCGGCAGAGUAUCUACAUCAGCCCAUGAACCGGUCUGAGUACUUUUCUGCCGCGGCCUCGAACUCGACGCAUACGCUGUCAGACCGCGAAUCGCAGCCCCCGCUUUCGGUGCAGAGCUCACAUCAUUUUCUGCCUCAGGGCGGCAAUGCCAAUGGACACGCUGGCAACCAAGUAUCGGCCUCUUUAACACCCAGCAUUGCUGGAAGUGUAAGCAACAUUCAUGCGAGCGAAGCGGAAGACAGCUCAGACGACGUCCUCAGCGAACUCGGGGAUGGUAUUCGCACUCCUGCAAGUGCAUGGACCGACGUCGACAGCACUGUCAGUGGCGACUUUCACUUGUAG